Coregonus clupeaformis (lake whitefish) is the source of this 2298-nucleotide messenger RNA. RefSeq names its product charged multivesicular body protein 6b (gene chmp6b). The record is from RefSeq and is a predicted model, not a curated record. NCBI's taxonomy places the organism in Eukaryota, Metazoa, Chordata, Actinopteri, Salmoniformes, Salmonidae. Gene Ontology annotation, cellular component: multivesicular body; ESCRT III complex. Gene Ontology annotation, biological process: vesicle budding from membrane; late endosome to vacuole transport via multivesicular body sorting pathway. The transcript has 8 exons. Bases 254 to 877 code for a protein of 207 amino acids.
AGGACAGACUUUUGCCCAAUUGAGAAAACCCUACUAUUUGUAUUGUCCAAUACCUGAAUGCCGUACUUCCUGAUGUUAAGGGUGUGAUUUUUAGCAUUAGCUUCACUGAAGUAAAAUAGCAAAGUAAUACGAUACCUAGCCAGACGACCGAUCCACAAACUAAGUGUAGGCUUACGCAAUGUUCUUCUGAGAAAUAGACUUGUUUACAAGUCGACUCUUUAGUUGCACAGAGUGGUGGGUAUGCGGAAUCAAAAUGGGAAACAUUUUCGGCAGAAAGAGACGCACGCGAGUCACAGAGCAGGACAGAGCAGUUUUGCAACUGAAACAGCAGAGAGAUAAGUUGAAGCAGUACCAGAAGAGAAUCACUCUGCAGCUGGAAAAAGAGAGGAAUCUGGCCAAGCAGCUUCUGAAAGAUGGCAAGAAAGAGAAGGCCCUCCUCUUGCUCAAAAAGAAAAGAUACCAGGACCAGCUCCUGGACAAGACGGAAAACCAGAUUAGCAACCUGGAGCACAUGUGUCAAGACAUUGAGUUUGCCCAGAUUGAAAUGAAGGUCAUUGAAGGACUUAAAGUUGGAAACGACUGCCUGAAGUCAUUGCAUGAGGCGAUGUCUAUCGAGGAUGUGGAGAGAAUUAUGGAUGAGACCCAAGAAGCCAUUGAAUACCAGAGGGAAAUAGACGAGAUGCUGGCAGGUUCCCUGACACAGGAGGAUGAAGAUGCUGUACUGGCUGAACUGGAGGCCAUCACUCAGGGAGACCUUGACCUACCAGAGGUACCUGAUGAGUCCCAGCCUGAGGUCCCAGAGGCAGCUGAGGGAGAACCAGGUCAAGAGAGGGGGAGACAGAGGAAGAAGCAGGAACGAGAGAUGUUGGCUGUCUAGAAACGCUUGUUUGCCAAUGGACUUGGUACGCCGGCCACUAUAUCCCCCUCGUGGGGGUCUCAUGCCCCAACCACCACACACAACCACAGAAAGAUUAUCUUCACUCACUGGAAGCUGAAGCAUCUCUUCCAGUCCCUCACCGCCAAGACUGAUGCUCCUGGUGCCCUGCUAAGCCUUGGCCUUGUGAGCCCAACUAGGGCUCUAUAGGCCUCCUCUGGACUCAACAACCCCAUCACUCCAACCAUGGACAUGGACCUUAUUUUUCAGGUCAUUGCCUGCAGGUUCUCUCCUAUCCUUUUUAUGUUUAGGGCCUAUUUAUAUUGUGCCUAUUGCCUAAGUCCCUUGACAGGUGUGUGUUUUUUAAAUCUUCUGUGAACAAAUUAUGUGAUUAACAGACAAAUGAAUGAGUGUCACUUUUAUUUCUUUAUUUCUCUUCAACCUUUUGUGACUUAUGCCUGUUAUCUGACCACAGAGCACAUUAUAUUUGGUAGGAAUAGUCUACAUUUAUGUCUUUCAAAAUCAUGACUAUUUGGACUAUUUUCAGAAUCUUGACCUGUUUAGAUGCCAAAUCUUAGUUCAAAAUGCCUUUAUUCCUGCCAAACUGUCAAGAAUCGAUUUGACUUUUAGCUUUGGUUUCAACUUGUUGAUUUGGGGACAGAAUCCUUAUAACAGUACUGACCUAUUUGCUAAAGCAGCCAUUUCAUGUAUAUUCAUUUUCUUCCUCGCUGUCGAGCUGUUUAGCCAAUCUAAUGCUCCAGUUCAUUUUGGCUUGGGGAUUAGUUCAGUGUCAUUGGAGAAAGGAAGAGCUAAUCGUAUAAUAAUAAUAAUAUGCCAUUUAGCAGACGCUUUUAUCCAAAGUGACUUAGUCAUGCGUGCAUACAUUUUUUUGUGUAUGGGUGGUCCCGUAUAUUGUCAGUGGGCUUACUUACCUCUGUACCUCACAGACAACACCAGACAACACUGGUGUUCUCAUCGGAUGCCUAGAUUUGACUAUGAUUUCAGUCCAAGACGCCCUCACAGAGCCUGAUGCCCUAGCUAUCUUUCCAGUGAGUAUUAUGAAAUUAGGUCUGUCUUACUAUGAAGUGUGAUAUUGGAUUGUUAGCUGCCUGGGUCUGUAAUAUUUUACUGGCAUAUCAUAUCAUGAUUCUCUUAGAGCAUUGGCUAAUUAUUUCUUUAUCUGAAAUGGAGGGCCUACAUAUAAAAGAGAAGCACUACCCAUAUUUGAUAUAUGUAAGUGGCUUAUCAGACCAGAUAUGUAUGGUAUAAAAAGUAUUACUGUUCUCUAAUCUGUAAGUCUCUCUGAGAUGCUCUUGACAAUAACUGUGGAGACCAUUUCCCAGUUAUAUCCUAUUGACAAACCUGUGGCGUGUCUAUACGAAAUCUCUUCUUAUUCUGUAACAAUACAAGCAUUUUUAAAAGUA